UGGUGUCAAUAGAUUGGUCGCUACAGGGGUAAUUUUUUUUUUUUCACAUAGAGGAAUCGUCAUAUAAAAACUGCAUUUUGUCUUUUCAUUGAUUACCUGUGUCUUAUAUUAAAAUGAGUUUGAUGAUCUGAAGCAUUCAAGUGUCACAAAUAUGCAAAAACACAAGAUUUCUUUAAGAGAAAGCAAUAUUUUUUCAUGGCACUGUAGAUGACUAUGACAAGUGAAACAAUACAAGCAACAUGUGGCUUCAUCAUCCCGAUAAAGUGACAACUGUCAUUAUGAAAGAGGUAAUAUAGCUUCAUUUACAUUUAUCCCCCACAGUGACUCAGCAAGAUAGAGUAUGGGAGGAUUGUAUAAAUUUAACAGAGAAAACGGAAGUGGUCCUAAAUACCAUCCCAAAACCAGCUGCUACAGUAUAAAGAGGAAGCAAGAGUGCUUAUGCUUUUCAAACCUGCAAACAAGCAGGAGAAGGAAGUGGAUAAUUACCCAACAGCGCUCUCCUUGAGAUAGUCUCUCCUUGGUAACUCCUCCGGUCCCUCCAGUGUGCCUCAGCUGAGUCCAGGUAGAGAUGAUGGAAACACUGCAGGUCCUCCGAGGUUCACUGCUGCUGCUGCUGCUGGUUGCAGGUGUUUGUACUGAGCGGUACAAACCGGUCAUCAUCGUCCACGGCCUGUUUGAAGGACCAAGACAUUACCGAACGUUUUCUCAGUACAUCAGAAAGGCGCAUCCAGACACUCAAGUGACCACGAUCUCCUUGUAUAACCAUGCAGCCAGCAUAAAGCCACUGUGGAUGCAGGUCAAAGGCUUCAUGAAGGCCUUAACCUCCAUCAUGAACAAGUCUCCCGAUGGCAUCCAUCUUUUGUGCUAUUCACAAGGUGGCGUCAUUUGUCGAGCUCUUCUCUCCACCAUUCCAAACCACAACGUGCACACCUUCAUUGCACUGUCAUCCCCACUGGCUGGACACUACGGAGAAACAGAAUACCAGAGUCUGAAAUUUGGUGCCAGAGUUAAGACAGAAGUGCGUUCUUUGUGCUACAACAGACUUGGACAGCUGAUAUCUAUUUGCAACUACUGGAAAGACCCUCACCAUAUGUCUAAGUACCGGCAGUACAACAGCUUUCUGCCACUGCUUGAUGGUGAAAAACCUCACAAACACAUGGAAGCAUGGAAGAUAAACUUCUUGCGCAUCAAGAAGCUGGUGCUGAUUGGAGGACCAGACGAUGGCGUCAUCACACCGUGGCAGUCCAGCCUCUUUGGAUUCUACGACAGCAAUGAAAAUGUCGUCGAAAUGAGAAACCAGGAGUUUUACAAGAAGGAUAAUUUUGGGCUGAAGACGCUGGACGAUCGUGGUGACGUGUCGGUUUGUGUUCGCGCUGGUGUGAAGCACACGGAAUGGCACUUUGAUUACACCGUGUUCAGCAACUGCAUUGAGAAGUGGCUCACCUGAAAACCAGGUGUUGAUAUGAGGUAGAAUCCUACUGGGGACCCAUACUGCUUACAGAUGCUGUUAUGCUUGCUAAUGCAAAAGAAGAAAAUAACAAUCAUUUUAACUGCUGCUUUUGUGACGCUCAUGAUUCCCACCAUGAAGGUCACUUUGCUCAUUUGAGUGAAAUUUUGCUAAUUUUACUGACAACUUAUGCUAGUUGGUAGACGGCCACAAUCACAGUACAGAAACAAGAUUAAUUUUAAUAACUUUGCUGCUCAUAGCAUCAUCAGGUCAAUAUUGUAACUUAUCACAGAACUAAUGAGUUGCGUCUCUUAAAAUUAAAAUUUUUAGUGUAAAUGAAUCAUUUUAAACAUUUCUUUUCGAGUCUGACUGAAAAAAGACAGAAAAACUUUGCCUGAAUCUGUACAGUGUGUGAGAGUAAAGUUAGAACGACCCAUAGACCUAUAAGAAACAAUAAUAGGAAAUACAGCAGGUUGAAUGAACCAGAAUUAUUCUUUAACUAAGAGGAUGAACAAGGCUAAACAUCAGCAUUUUAGCCAGGGCUCCAGAUUGCAACCAAAAUGGUCACACAUGCUACCUUUUUAAAAAAUUUUAAUCUCUGGUGGUUGAAUUUAUGUGAGUGUACAGACACCAUUAGCCUGAAUGAUGGCAGCUGCCACAUUAGCUAUUGUGGUUGAAAACAAUCCUCUCUCAGUCCAACUGAGAAAAUUGGGAGCAUCGAAAAGUUCAUUUAAGAAAGCAGCAGCAAGAAAUAAGCUCUCACAGUGUUUCUGUAUUUACUCUCACUGCCAGAGGGGAGAGACAAAAGUUCCACAAUAAGAUUUAAAUUGUUUAUCUGCUUUUGAAAUCAUGAAACAUGUUUAUUUCUAGUGGCAUGUCUAUUUCAUUGGAAGCAGAUAUUAGAUUGAACAAAGCCCUGUUUGUUUUUGCUUUCUUCUAAACUACUGUAAUUAAGUGUCUUUCAUCAGCAAAUGUUCGUAGAAACAUCCUCAAAUAUUAGUCUGAGGUGACUGUGAGCCAUGCACGAGGGCGAUGGUCGAUCUGUUGCUGCUCUCUGCUGGACGUUUGCGGUACUUCCUCUGAGUGAAAACUAUUGCACGCUGCCACAGCAAAUGCAACAUGAUGCACAGUGUAUGUGUAUUAAAGGCUUUUGGCAGAAUUUCA
Molecule: messenger RNA, 2611 nt
Organism: Acanthochromis polyacanthus (spiny chromis)
Lineage: Eukaryota; Metazoa; Chordata; Actinopteri; Pomacentridae
Product: lysosomal thioesterase PPT2-A-like
Exons: 8
Coding region: 569-1447 (292 amino acids)
Cellular component (GO): lysosome
Molecular function (GO): thiolester hydrolase activity
Source: RefSeq, a predicted model, not a curated record